UGUUUCUACUCCGGAACCGUUUGACGUGACACAGGUUUGCGAGCGACAUGUGAGAAGUUAGACUGCAUUGUAAAUCGCAUUUAAUAAACAAUUUCUUGUUUAUUUUUUUUUAUUUAUUCAGCAAAACGGAGCGAUUAACACUUCUCUCAGAUCGUUUUAUGAGCUUCGCAGUAUGAAGCGGCUGUAUGUCGGUGGCCUGAGCCACACAAUAUCUCAGAAAGAUCUCCGAGAUCGGUUCGGGAAGUUUGGCGAGGUGUCGGAUGUGGAGAUAAUAACCCGGAAGGAUGAGCACGGAUCUCCCCUGAAGACCUUUGGUUACGUGAAUAUAAAUAUUUCUGAUUCCGAGUACAAAAGAUGCGUCACAGUGUUGAACAAAUCCAAAUGGAAAGGUGGAACAUUACAAAUUGAACUGGCAAAGGAAAGCUUCUUACACAGACUCGCAGAGGAGCGGCAGCAAGCAGCUGAGAAGAUUCAGACACCGAGGAUUGAGGCAAAAGAAAAAAUCGUGGAGUCCUUCAAGGCAGCUGGUGUAGAGAACUUCCACAUGAAAGCAGCUGUUCCAGGAACUGAGAUCCCAGGACAUAAGAAUUGGGUGGUGAGCAAAUUUGGAAGAGUCCUUCCUGUCGUUCAUCUGAAAUGUCAAGGCAAAAACAAGGUCCUGAAGUACGAUCCAUCGAAGCACUGCCACAAUAUCAAGAAAUUUGAGACCGAGGACGGCUUCACUCCAGUGUCCAAACUGACGUGGGAGAUCGAUGGUGGGGAUGAAGAGAUCAGCAAGAGAAGACGAGGCGAGUUCCCACCACAGAAAAAACGUCCCACGGAGACCAAAAAUGAAAGUUUGGACCCAAGCACUAUUCCGUAUUCUAAAACUGCCCCUGAGAAGGGGACGACAGCGCAGAAUAGAGAUGGUGCCCUACAUGUGCUGCAAGGCCGUAAGCCUCGAGCGUGUGUGUUAGACAGCGAUGCUGACUCGGAGGACGAACUCCGGAUACUAGCCGCACAAGAGCUUUCACAAAACCAUAAAACAGUCGCCACAGAAGAUGAAGGAAACCUCGAGGUAGUGGGUGAUGACUUUGUUGUGAAAUCCAGCAUGUUCUGGGGCAGAGGAGAAACCGGCAUGAUUGCACACCUCGGUUUGAAACCUCCAGAGGACGAUGAGGAGUACGACUCGGCUGACACAGAUGAAAUAUUGACGCGGAAUAAAAAUUCAGGCAAAGCCGAGGAUCUGACUGAGACUGGAACAGGCAGUAAUAAGUCUCCUGUAAAGUCCAAGAAGAUCGAUGGGAAGAAGCCGGCAAUCAAAAACGCUCAGACACCUACCGAAUCAGAGUCGGAUACUGACGCCGAAUCAUCAAGUGAAAGCACUGAUUCUAACUAUGAAGCAAUGAUGGGGAACUGCCACAGGUUGAAGCUGUCACUAGCAGAUUUGGAGGAUCUUGUUAAAAAUAUGGAGGAUGAAGAAAGUGGUGACGACUCGAGUGCAGGACCAAGCGAAACGCCCAAACUAUGUUCUGUACAUGAAACCGGGCCUCAGAGAGCGCAGUCAAAAAAGAGCGGCAUAAACCCUGAGGAUAUUUUAGCAUCUCUCUUCGGACCAGAUGAGGACAAAGAGGAGAAAAGGAAAAAAGACAAAAAGUCGUGUCUUCCUGCUUUUGUUGGGACGAAGGACCUUUUUGCUAGCACUGCCAUACCCACUGGACUUAAAAGAGCAGCUGAAAAAGUGAACUCUGAAUUUGGCGAAGAACCUAAAAGACUAAGACGGGGCUUGAACUCACUGGAAGAUAAAGAGUCAUCAAGUGCACAGGUACCUACGCUAAACAAGAAAGACACCAAGGUCAGUAUGGAUCGUUCCAGUGAUGAAAUUGAAAUUACUCCAGAACCAAAGAAGCUUGCUUCUAAACAAAGUUCUUCCCUCAAAGUAAAUGACCGAACACAUUCUGUGCCUAAACAUCGGAAAUCUUUACCCCAGACUAAACACUCAUCCAGUAAUGAAGAGGAGGAAGAGCAAACCAUCCCUUUACAACCCAAAACUUCAAAGGCACAUGAAAUUGCUUCUGAUAGCUCCGGGUGCACUGAAGUAUCCGAGGCGAGCAGCGAUGAAGAAGAGGAGAAAAGUAAUGAACCCGAAGUAGCCUCAAAGCCUACUUGUAAACAGAUUAAUGAAAACACUGCUUCAGGUCCAAAGCCGUUUCAGCAGUCUGUGUUCGACCCAGUGAAGCAGCAGCAGGACAAUCAGAAGCGUCUCGCUGCUGUGGAACAGAGGUGGAGAGAGGCCGAGCAACAGAAGCAGCUUAUACAGGGUGCUCUCUCGAAAGUGGAUUUGCCAAAUGCAAACAAAGGCAAACAUAUUGUAUUCGAUUCUGAUGAUGAAGAUAAUAACGACAGUGAAAACACGGCGCCCCAAAAAGCGAGCCUUUUUGAUGAAGAUUCUGAUGAAGAUGAUGGCUCAGGAUCUGAGGAAUUGAAAAAGGCAGGAGGCAGCAAACUGUUCGACAGAAGUGAGGAUGAGGAUGAUGGCACUGAGGAAGAUCGCUUCAAGAUAAAGCCUCAGUUUGAAGGCAGAGCUGGACAGAAGCUCAUGGAGUUGCAGUCCAGAUUUGGAGCUGAUCCAAGAUUUCAGAUGGAUGCCAAGUUUCUUGAAAGUGAUUAUGACGAACAGGAGCAAGAUAUGGAACCCCUGCAAACGGCAGGAGAACAGGAGCUUGUUGAAGAGAAGAUGAAAAACCUGUCCAUCCUGCAAAGUGUCCUCAAUGUCAGCAUUCAGCCAAGGGACACAAAAGGCAAAAUCUUCAAGGACAUUUCAACUCUGCACUACGAUCCAUCAAGUGAGACUCAUGCAGCUUUCGAAACUAAGACGGACCCACCAAAAAAAGAAAGCAAAGCAGCAAGGCGAAAGAAACGCGACGAGGCCAAGAGGCUUCCGGAAGUUUCUAAGGACAUCUACUAUGAUGUUACUACAGAUCUAAAAGAGGCAUUUGGGACAGUGAAAGAAAUCCAGAAUGAAAAGAAGGAAGUUUCAUGGGACCAAGAUGAUGAUGAUGAUGAUGAUGAUGAUGAUGAUGAUGAUGAUGAUGAUGAGAACAAGGAUGAAGCACCAGAAGAAGCCGUGCCUGCGUUUUCAUUUUCAUCUAAUCAAGAACCAGAGCCAUCAAGUGGAUUUCAGUUCUCUUUCUUUGGAAAUGAUGAAAUAACAAAGACCCCUACAACAGAUGAAUACAAAGUUGAGACUAUAAAAGGGGCCAAAGUGCCUUGGCAAGCAGACCCUCGAUUCCAGGACAGCAGUUCGGAGGAGGAGGAGGACGUGGAGGAAGAGAAAGAAGAAAAGGAAGAGGCUGCGUUGGUCACUACAACUGAACAGCCGGCACCGACGAAAAAGUUUUUCUUCUUCACUGAUGAUGACAUCCGGUUGAAGGAGGGCCCCAGUAUGUUCUGCAGACGUGAGAAACUGGAGGAUCAGAGAGAAGCAUGGGAGGGGAAGAGGAAAGAACUCCGAGAGGAGUACCGCAAGAAACACAAAGAUGCCAAAAGACAAAUCAAGAUGACGACAAAAACCUGAACCACAACGACAACAAUGCCUUAUAUUGCUUAAUUAAAGAGUUUUAUUAUCCUAGUUUUUUCAUAUCACAGAAACGAAGAAUAUUCCCAGUUUCCUUUCCCUGCCGUAAUUUAAUCCCUCAACAUGCUCAACAUAUUUGUGAAUUAAAACCUGUGUAAAUAAAUUUUUCACAAGC
This is a messenger RNA of Ictalurus punctatus (channel catfish), 3731 nucleotides long. RefSeq names its product nucleolar protein 8 (gene nol8). Gene Ontology annotation, molecular function: RNA binding. The record is from RefSeq and is a predicted model, not a curated record. Lineage: Eukaryota; Metazoa; Chordata; Actinopteri; Siluriformes; Ictaluridae. The transcript is spliced from 17 exons. Bases 173 to 3556 code for a protein of 1127 amino acids.